Molecule: messenger RNA, 960 nt
Organism: Lactuca sativa (garden lettuce)
Lineage: Eukaryota; Viridiplantae; Streptophyta; Magnoliopsida; Asterales; Asteraceae
Source: RefSeq, a predicted model, not a curated record
AACAAAAAUGAUAACUGGAAGUAUCCUCCUAUUAAUAAAACAAGGAAAGUGAUGACAUUCCCCUCUCUAUAUAUACCCCUUUCUACUAAAUUCUCCUCUAUCUCGUUCAUCAGCUUGUUCUUUUUCGAUCACAAAAAAGCCAAAAGAUUCCUGGAUAUUUCAGCGAGAUGCAACAACAGGAAAAAACCGAAGGGUCAGGAAUCUCUCCUAGCUUCAGUUGUUACUCUUCUGAUAGUUUAACAUCCAUAGCAGUCGCCAAAGUCAUCGGUGAAGAACAGGCAAAAGAUCAUGAGUUCUCGUUUGUUUUAAGCGAUGAGGAUGUUUCAACCGAGGAAAACGAAUCACAAGGACGGACAGUUUUUCCUGUUUUCAAUCGAGAUCUACUGAUGAAAGAUGAGAACGAUCAUGAGCCUAAAGCGAAGGAAAAUGAGCUUCAUGUUUCUUCUUCUAUUACUGGUUCGUUACAGAAGCUGUUUAUAGAAGAACGAGAGGAAUCUUCUUUGUAUUCAUCAUGGGAAGAGGAGGAAUCCGAAAGUCAACAUUCUAAAACAUACUGCGUACUGUGGAGGACUAAGGGCGACUGUGGAUCGCCACCUCGCAUGAAUAAAUGUAAGAAGAGUAGUUCCACCGGAUCAGGAUCCAAGAGAUGGAGUAUUCGGUGUUUGCUUCGGCGGAGCAACAGCGAGGGUAAAGAACCGAUGGUGUUGUUGACUCCUAAGAAGGUUGACAGUCAAAAACAAAAACGGAAUUCCGGUGUGGUUUCAAAGGUCGCAGGGCGACUGAAGGUGCAAACUCCUGUACAUGAACUGUUUUACGUGAGAAGAAGAGCUGAAAAUGAAGUGGUUACGAGGAAGUCGUAUCUACCCUACAGGCAAGAUCUGGUAGGGUUCUUUUCAAAUGUCAACGGAAUUCGGAAAAUGCUGCCAUUUUAAAUAUAAUCAAACCCUUUUUUUGUUAAAA